Messenger RNA from Physcomitrium patens, 2213 nucleotides. Its product is annotated as threonine synthase, chloroplastic. Gene Ontology annotation, molecular function: pyridoxal phosphate binding. The record is from RefSeq and is a predicted model, not a curated record. Lineage: Eukaryota; Viridiplantae; Streptophyta; Bryopsida; Funariales; Funariaceae. Gene Ontology annotation, biological process: amino acid metabolic process.
CCCUUUUCGGCCGAGUGAGAGAGAGAGAGCUCCCCACCGAGUGAGUGAGAGACUGCUAGAGACUGAGACAGAGAGUUUCUUUCUUCCUUUCAAUCUUUCUGCUGCUCUUCCAUCCUCUCAUUCCUCUGUCUGUCUGUCUCUAAUCUCCCUCUCCCCCUCGAUCCGGUGUGCCCCACAUUAUAUUUCCAUUACAAUCAUCCCAUCUUGUUGUCACAAUGGUGGGCGCGGCAGCGGUGGCGGUCUCAAGCGGCGUGGGAGUUAACUUGGGGGUUGCGAAGGGCAUCAAGACGUCGAGGAUUGCAGAAUGCGAGGGAUUGCACUUGCAGGUGUCCCUUCGCAAGGAUUCGAGUGUAGCUGCUGCCAGGAUGGUGGUGAGUAGCAGUGGGAGGCGAGGUGUGGGGGUGGUGAGAGCAGAUGCAUUGCCUUCGUCGCAGGAAGUGGCUGACAAUGUGGCUGGGGCUACCGCUGUGUCGCUGGAAGAGGUAGCCACGGAUUCUGCCAAGCCGAAUUCGUCGAGCAACGGACCCAUGUCGCCGAAGAAGGGCAGGAAUGAGAAUAUCAAGGAAGAGGCGCGGCGGCAGUGCGCGGGCAGCUCGCCGACCACAUUCUCGGCCAAGUAUGUGCCGUUCACGCCUGGGAUGGAGUCCGACGAGUCGUAUUCCCUGGACGAGGUGAUUUACAGGAGCAAGACGGGGGCCUUGCUUGAUGUGCAGCAUGACAUGGAGGCUCUGAAGAAAGCGGGAGAUGGCGCCUACUGGAGGAAAUUGUUUGAUUCGCGAGUGGGGAAGACCACUUGGCCGUAUGGGUCUGGUGUGUGGAGCAAGAAGGAGUGGGUGUUGCCCGAGAUUGAUGACGACGACAUCGUUAGUGUGUUUGAGGGCAACUCCAACUUGUUCUGGGCAGAGCGCUUUGGCAAAGAGGAAUUGGAGAUGACUGAUUUGUGGGUUAAGCACUGCGGUAUUAGCCACACCGGCUCGUUCAAGGACCUUGGAAUGACCGUGUUAGUUUCCCAAGUGAACAGGCUGAGGAGAUUGGGCAAGCCUCUACUGGGUGUGGGUUGUGCUUCUACUGGAGACACCUCUGCAGCUCUUUCAGCUUACUGCGCUGCUGCAGGAAUUCCAGCCAUUGUCUUUCUUCCGGCAAAUAAGAUUUCUAUUGCCCAAUUAGUCCAGCCCAUUGCAAAUGGAGCUUUGGUGCUGAGCAUGGAUACAGAUUUCGAUGGGUGCAUGCGGCUUAUCAGGGAGGUGACCUCAGAGCUUCCCAUUUACCUCGCUAAUUCUCUUAACAGUCUUCGUCUGGAGGGCCAAAAAACUGCAGCCAUUGAAAUUCUACAGCAAUUUGAUUGGGAAGUGCCAGACUGGGUCAUCGUUCCUGGAGGUAACCUUGGGAAUAUUUACGCCUUCUACAAGGGCUUUUACAUGUGCAAGGAGUUGGGCUUGGUGGACAGAAUGCCCCGACUGGUCUGUGCUCAGGCGCAUAAUGCUAACCCACUUUACAGGGCUUACAAGGACGGCUGGGAAAAUUUUAAAGCUGUCAAAGCACUCCCGACAUUUGCAUCAGCUAUUCAGAUCGGUGACCCUGUUUCUAUUGACAGAGCCAUCUAUGCUCUAAACCAGUGUGAUGGCAUUGUGGAGGAAGCAACGGAGCAAGAGAUUAUGGAUGUCUGUGCCCAGGCAGACAAGUCUGGAAUGUUUACGUGUCCACACACAGGAGUCGCUUUAGUCGCUCUUCAGAAACUGAGGGCUAGUGGUGUUAUUGGUCCCCAUGAUAGGACCGUAGUCGUUAGCACUGCUCAUGGGCUUAAGUUUACUCAAUCUAAAGUAGAGUAUCACUCUAGUGAAUUGCCAGAUAUAACUAGCCAGUUUGCCAACCCUCCUAUCUCGGUGGCAGAUGACUUUGGUUCUAUCAUGGACGUCCUACGCCAAAAGCUCUCCUUGAAGGGUUAAUACGAAGGAUAUUGGGGGUGCAAAAGUGUAGGUUAGCACUGGGUGUCUGUAAAUGAAGAUUGUUUGGCAAUUCGGAGAGGCAAAUACACUCGUCUGCACUGUCGAGAGGAACCUCUUCGUGGAAAAAGAAGUUGAGUUUUCCUGUUCACUGGAAUUUAUCCAGUUUUGACACAGUUCAGUGCGGUAAUCUGGACCUGUUGAACACCGGUUUUGUAAUGGAUUGAUAGAAUUGAGGCUUCCAUACAGGUCGCUCAUUUGCAACGGCAA